Molecule: messenger RNA, 1045 nt
Organism: Carassius carassius (crucian carp)
Lineage: Eukaryota; Metazoa; Chordata; Actinopteri; Cypriniformes; Cyprinidae
Product: cobalamin trafficking protein CblD-like
Exons: 8
Coding region: 107-1012 (301 amino acids)
Biological process (GO): cobalamin metabolic process
Cellular component (GO): mitochondrion
Source: RefSeq, a predicted model, not a curated record
UUGUUUUGGUUUGAGGCGCUUACAAGCUGAUUUAUGUUGUGAAGAAAAACAUAAUCAAUCUCAGCUACGAUAAUUCGUUACAGUAAGGUGGAGCUUUGCACACAUUAUGGCGAGUGUGCUGUGCAGGAGGGUCAGACAGGUGUGUCAGUCAUCUGUGGUUCACACACUGGCUCAGAGGAUCGUGGCUGUCAGAGGUUUUUCAGCCGCAGGCUCGUCUGGAUCAGAUGAGCCAUAUAUAGCUGUACCAUCUCAAUAUUCAGGUCCUAGAACAGUGUGGCCAGAUGAAACCAUGGGUCCGUUUGGGCCUCAAGAUCAGCGGUUCCAGUUGCCAGGCAAUGUUGGUUUCGACUGUCACCUAAAAGGUACCGGGUUACAGAUGAAAGGGCCGGUCCACAGGACAGUCCCGGACGUUUUAACCUCCCCAUCCGGCACAGAGAGACACGAGUUCAUCCUCGCUCAGUUUGUUAAUGAGUAUCAGGGUAAAGAAGCGUCUCUGACGGCGCAGAGAGUCAGUAAAGCUGAACACUAUUUCAGUCAGUCAGAUGUGGAGUGUACAAUGCAUUCCUGCCCAGAGCUGCUGAAGAAAGAGCUAGAGCUGUUUUUCCCAGUGCUCCCUGCGAGUCCCAUCACUGUCGUCAACGUAACACCGAAGCAGCGAAAGAUGGACACAGAGGAUCAGAACAAAGAUCAGCAGGAGCAACUAGAUAAUUUUGUCAGUGGUGCUAAAGAAAUCUGCUUCAUGUUGUGGAGAGGAGGAUACUGGGCCGAUUUCAUCAGUCCACUGUCAGGAAAAGCUUUUUUUGGUGAUCAGACACCGGACUCUAUUCUACAGCAAGAUGUUGAGCGUCACGCUGGCUUUCACAUCGAGGACCGGGCGUCAUGUACGAUCAUACGGCACGUCUUAACGGGGACGUCCACGUUUGUCUUAACGCUCAUCACUAACGCACCUUCCAACAGUCUGAUCAUGGAGAAACUUCAAGGACACACCAGCACUUCAGAGGACAAAGACUGAUGGACCUUUUCAAACCUGAACCAGAUCUGCCAA